UCUUAUCUGCAAACUCCGUCGUCGGGACAGGUGCCUUUACGCUGCUACCCUACGCCCUUUGUCCUCUCGCGUCGCCAUAUGACGAGUUUCAUCCCUUCAUAGAAGCUCUACUGCCCUUCGUUAAAUCUUUCUCUUACACAUGGUUCAACCUACAAGCAGCAAAACGUAAAUAUUACAAAAAGCAUGAGAAACGAAUGUCUUUAGAGGAGGAGAGGCAGUGCAAGGAAGCUUUGCAGAAUGAAAAGGCUGAGGUGAAACAGAAAUGGGCGUCGCGUUUGUUGGGGAAAUUGCGUAAGGACAUAACACAGGAAUGCCGAGAGGAUUUCGUCCUGAGUAUAACGGGUAAGAGGCCGGCCGUCUGCGUGCUCUCGAAUCCCGACCAGAAGGGAAAGAUGAGAAGGAUAGACUGCCUGCGGCAGGCGGACAAGGUUUGGAGGCUGGACCUCGUGAUGGUGAUACUGUUUAAGGCCAUACCGUUGGAGAGCACCGACGGCGAGCGGCUCGAGAAGAACCCCGACUGCACGCAGCCAGGACUCUGCGUUAAUCCUUACCAUAUCAACGUUUCCGUUCGAGAGCUCGAUCUCUACUUGGCGAACUUCAUAAACAGCCAUGAAAUCCUAAGCGGGGUGUGUUACAACAAUAAUAAUAAGAAAGAUGACGAUAGGAAGAACAAAGUUACAGGAUACACUCAUAACCCAUACAAUGGUGUCAUAUGCAAUGAUAUCAUUUUAGCGACGGGCGUAUUCUCCUCUAAAGAAUUGUGGAAGUUGUCGAAAUCUUCCAUCCUGCAUGAGCUCACGGAACCUCAGCCCAAUAUAAACAGCGUCAAAGUGGAACAUCCGGCCUACUACUGCAAUAGUUAUCAGGAUCAGGGUUCAGUCGUUUCUGAUCGAUCAGCUCCAGUUGAUGCAAUGGUCGUUUCUGGCGCAUACUCGAUGCCUCAAAAUACCACGCUAGUGUCUUCCAGUUCUCAGUCGACCAGUCCGAGCACGUUGUUUUAUCAACACAGUCCAGAGUCGCACCAGCACCAGCACCAAGUGAAGUAUCCCGAAAAUGGACACGACACACUCUCAGACUUUGUCACAUUUGUUUGCCAAGAAACCGACAACAGUUCACAAAACUCACAGAUGCAGGCAAAUUUGUCUCGUAGUCCAAAAUCUCAAUACUUCCCUUCGAUGUUGCCGCCGCCUCCUCUUCCGCCCAUGGCUCGUCCCGUAGCAAUAAUCCGAUCGACAAACGACGUGACCAUGUCUGGAACACACUCGCCUCCAGUUAGUAUAACGCCACCUGUUAGCGAGACGUCCCCGGUUGACGAAGUACCUGAAAUAAUUGCAUCCCCUCCAUUAAGUCCGAAAAACCAAGAGCGCCGAAACUCGCCCUCGCAACGAAACAGCAUCCCCACGACAAGUCCCUAUUCGCCCAACAGGGAUUACGCCUUCAACCAUUUCCACGGGCAGACAGGACAUCUCUACAACUACCAUAUGGGGAUGUCUGGUGCUAUCAGUCCUACCAAUCUGAGCCUGUAUACAGCCGGUUCGAAUCCCAACAGAGGAACACGCUGUAGCACGAUGUCGCGAUGGAACCCGCAACUGUUCGCCCUGGAUCAGGAGGAUUUCAAUAUGAUCUCGCAUCCGAUCACCGGCAACAACUCGGAGCCGAACACUAUCAUCCUUAUGGACGAAGCUUCCGCAACAACCGGUAACGAACACGGAAACCAAUGUUGCAAUAGUUCCACGCUGAUCUGCGACGCCGAUCGAUUCUUCCAAUCCACCGAAGGACUCGAACACACGACGCCCCGGGAAACAGAUUCAAAAACUCCAUGAAACGAAACAACGAUACCAAAAGAAAUCUCUCUCUAUCUAUCAACCUACCUAUCUACUACAAUCUCUCUCAAAAACUAUACAGACAAAAUGACGACGAAACCAAACCAAAACAAAACAAAAAACUAAAAAAAAACAAACUGCCUUACAAUGCAGCUUUCUUGCCAAGUUUAUGUGUGAUGAUUAUUUUGAGAUUUUAUAAUUUCGCGCGCGUAUUGGUGCUCAACUAGCGUAGACUAAAUAUAGAAUAUUUAGUAAUUUAAGGAAGUAUUUUGCCGUAAUUGGAUAGUACGCAAAUCAUUAGUGCGAGGACUGGUGGCGUUUAUAUAUUUUUGGAAUCAUCGACGACACGGAGAAUUGUUACCUCUAUUAACCAUGGUUCGCAAACCGCGAAUUCAUAACUAGACAAAAAAAUAAUAAGAUGAAUAAGAAGAAAAAGAAGAAGAAAAGAGAAUAUGAAAUGAAGAGAUUUUUCGAUAUUUAUAUAUAUACAAAUUUUUAAAAUUUAAACGCCGCGCGGUGCUGCACGACAGUUUUGGACUACAAUAUUGAUGAUGGUGGAUAAUUCACCGAUGCCAAGGUGUGUGUGUAUUCUGUAAGUCAUAAAUCGGUUAUUCAACAUGCUAUAUAUAUAUUAUAUAUGAGAAAUUAUUAUUAAGAAAUACGGUGUUGAUAUUUUUCUUGUAUUCGGAAGGUGGACAGUUUCGCGGUGCUUUUUUAUACCAAAAUUUUUGAAUAUGAGAUUUUAUCAGUUACAGAAUACGACCCCAAAAUGAGACGAAUAGGCUGUGCAUUGCUCUAGCCAUGGACGCGAGUCCUUAUUGAUAUAAUAAUAUAGUCGGUGACUUAUUUUGUAUUCCGUUCCUAUGUUGGGUAGAAUAUCCAGCGCAGCUGUCUUCCACGACUGUGCUUAUCGUUGGUGAUGGUGACUUCUUACAACGUUCAAGCAGUAAGCUGGGUCUGUGCCUUAGUAUUACAAUAAUAUUGAUACCGUAGUCUAGUAAUUAGAGACGUUAAAAAAAAACAAAGAUUUUUCGACUAGAAUUCAGUUGCAACUCAGAUUCAACACGAAUCUGAGCUUCAACUCUGCUCCAGUGUAUUGAGCUUGCUCACAGCACAAGUCGGCUCACUAGAAUACUAUCAAGGUGCAUAGUUUCCAGACAACAACAAAAAUAAUUAAAAAAAAGAAGAUGAAUAUAAAGAAAAAUAAUAAUAAUAUUAACAUUAACAAAGAGAAAAUGAAUAAAAAAUAAAAACCCCAAAAACCGAUAAGGGUGUAAUUAGCUAAAAAAAAAAUAAUAAUAAUGUACAUAAAAAAAAUAUUUAUAUACCUAGAAUUAUAUAUAGCCGACAUCGUCUUUACAAAUUUAUUCGCUUACGAAGAAAAAAAAAUGAUGAUGAUGAUGAAUUAAAUGAGAAUUUACGGAGCGCGGUUCGAUGGUUCCGGUAGGCUGCGACCACUUAUCCAGACACAAGUAGGUGGUCACAGGCUCACCAUCAAUUACCAAGCUUAGAGGUCAAUAAAUUUGGUACUUGAUAACUAUCAUUAAAGUAGUCCCCGCUCGACACAGGCGGGGAUGUUUCAGGUCAAUUCUUAACAAAACAAAACAGAGUCCCCUCGAAUCGCGCCCCAGGAUCAGCCUUAUGAAAUAUAUAAUAUAUAAAUAUAUAUAUAGUAUAAUAUAUUAAACGCAUGUCGGCUCUAUAUAGAAACGAAAACUGUGAUUGAGUUUCUUUUCGAAGCAAUGGCGGAGGAGACACGUUUGUUAUUCAUAUAUUAAUUAAUACUAUUCUAUACAUAUUUUUUUUCUCUAUCUCUAUCUCUCUCUCUUUCGUUGUUUCUUCCAAAACUUUUCUUCUGCGUUUCCUAUUGUUUAAGGAAAAACGAAUCCAUUUGAAUAUUUACUGAAGGUCAACAAUCUUACUUUCUUUAUAUAUACACGUAUAUAUAUUCAUAUGUAUAUAUACUUGUAUUUAUAUAGAUAUACAUAUAUAUUUGCCACCGAAACAUCCCUUAAUGCCCAUUCAAUCCACCCAAACAAACAAAAAAGCGAGGUCAACGCUCUACCACAAUUCCUUUCGAACCUCUCUUCUAGUCACAACAAUAGCUCAGAGUGGCUCCAACUGA
Messenger RNA from Nicrophorus vespilloides, 3948 nucleotides. It is a transcript of the gene NfI, whose product is annotated as nuclear factor 1 X-type. The transcript has 9 exons. Lineage: Eukaryota; Metazoa; Arthropoda; Insecta; Coleoptera; Silphidae. Gene Ontology annotation, molecular function: DNA-binding transcription factor activity, RNA polymerase II-specific; RNA polymerase II cis-regulatory region sequence-specific DNA binding. Gene Ontology annotation, biological process: regulation of transcription by RNA polymerase II. The coding region runs from base 195 to 1823 and encodes 542 amino acids. The record is from RefSeq and is a predicted model, not a curated record. Gene Ontology annotation, cellular component: nucleus.